This is a messenger RNA of Osmerus eperlanus (European smelt), 3077 nucleotides long. It is a transcript of the gene arsg, whose product is annotated as arylsulfatase G. The transcript has 11 exons. Gene Ontology annotation, molecular function: arylsulfatase activity. The record is from RefSeq and is a predicted model, not a curated record. Bases 438 to 2132 code for a protein of 564 amino acids. NCBI's taxonomy places the organism in Eukaryota, Metazoa, Chordata, Actinopteri, Osmeriformes, Osmeridae.
CUUCUGUGAACUGAAAACGGUAAACUACGAUUUUUUACGACCUAAUAAGGCCUUGCAGUUAUUUAUGUAACAAGCGGGAUUUUGGCGAUGUGAACGACUUUACACAUACGAUUGAGUAUGUUAUUGUUGAAAAUGAUGCUAGAAUCGAAGAUGUUGGUGUGAAUCACAACCGCAGUGAAUGCUAGGCUAUUAACAUGAUCAACUCAAUACUGAAAAUCUCUAUCAUUAUUUUCCGACGUAGGCUACUAAUACUUACCAUAGUUGUACUCACCACAUUUGUUUUCGCAACUCAUAAUCCAACUCUCUGAUGCCCACUGAAUGCGCAGCUGCAAGUGACAAUAUAACCUAAAUCUAAAUGCCACAGUAACUGGCCCGUCUUUUAUCCUCUUGUAUUAUUUUGAUGCGUGUGCUUGAACAGAGUAGACCCAUCUGCAAACAUGUUGUUCCGACUGGAUUCAAAGUUGGCCAAGUUUAGUGGUGGAAAAAUCUAUCGCCAGUUAAAGCCUGGAUUCAGCAUGCUGCUGCUGUCUGGGACCAUACUCUCUCUGCUACUGCUGCUCACAGGGAGCCAACAUGGAGGCCAGGCAGGACCCAGGGAGAGGAAGCCCAACUUUAUCAUCAUUCUGGCAGACGACAUAGGCUGGGGGGACCUGGGGGCUAACUUGGAGGGUGUGAGGAAGACCCAAACCCCGAAUCUGGACCUGAUGGCAGAGCAGGGGAUGAGGCUGACAGACUUUCACUCUCCAGCCUCCACCUGCUCCCCAUCCCGCGCCUCCCUGCUCACCGGCCGGCUGGGCCUGCGGAAUGGGGUGACACACAACUUUGCUGUGGGGUCUGUGUCGGGCCUGCCCCUCUCUGAGACCACGCUGGCACAGUUGCUACAGCAGGCAGGCUACCACACUGCCAUGGUGGGGAAGUGGCACCUGGGGCACCGAGGACCCUACCAUCCCACCAACAGAGGCUUUGAUUAUUACUUAGGUAUACCCUACAGUAAUGACAUGGGCUGUACAGACCAGCCUGGAUUUGACCUGCCCCCCUGCCCUCCCUGUGACCCUGGGCCCCAAGUACACAGAGAGACGAGGGCAGCUGCUGGAGGUUGUUACUCCCAGGUGGCCCUACCUCUGUAUGAGAACAGCACCAUCAUAGAGCAGCCUCUGGACCCGUGGAGGCUGACACAGAGCUACACCCAGGCAGCUCUCAGGGUCAUACACACCGCAAGGCAACAAGGACAUCCUUAUCUGCUGUAUGUGGCUCUUGCUCACAUGCACGUCCCCCUGGCCCCCUCCCCCUCGGUCUCCAAUGGGACCGAGGGGGGGGCUUAUGCUGCCAGCCUAAGGGAGAUGGACAGCCUGGUGGGAGCGAUAAAGAACGCGUCCGACUGGACAGACCAAAACAACACACUCAUCUGGUUCACGGGUGAUAAUGGCCCCUGGGAACAGAAGUGCCAGUAUGCAGGAAGUGCAGGGCCUUUCCAGGGGAAAUGGCAGACCAGCAGAGGCGGGGGUUCUGCCAAGCGGACCACUUGGGAGGGGGGUCACAGGGUACCCACCGUGGCCUACUGGCCUGGCAGCAUAGCAGUGAACAGCAUCAGCUCUGCCCUGCUCAGUGGUCUGGAUGUGUUCCCCACCCUCCUGUCCCUGGCGGGGGUGGAGCCUCCGUCUGAUAGACACUACGAUGGUGUGGACGCCUCAGAAGUCCUGCUGCAUGGCGCCCAGACUGGACAUGAGCUGUCUCUGUUGUGUCCCUCUCCCUGCUUGCAGUUCCUCUUUCACCCCAACAGCGGUGCUGCAGGGACGUUUGGGGACCUGCAGGCCGUCAGAGUGGAGAACUACAAAGCCUUCUAUCUCACAGGUGCUGCGGAGGCAUGUGGAGGGAGCACAGGGAAGGCAGAGCUCCACGACCCCCCUCUAAUCUUUGACCUGUUCCGGGACAAAGGGGAGGAGUCACCUUUAGACGAGAGCACAGAGGAGUAUCAGCAUACGCUGGAACGGGUCAGGAAGGGGCGGGAUGACUUGCUGUGGGACAUCGCCACUGACCAAUCCGUAUCCACGGCUGAUUAUACAACGAGACAGUCAGCAGCUCCCUGUUGUGACCCCAGACACACUGCCUGUCGCUGUCAUACAACUGGCUGAGGAGAGAGGGGGGGAGAUGAGGAAAAUAAAUAAUACAUCAAAUAAGGGAGAGAGGAAAGAGAGGACAGGACAGAAAAUAGGGGUUCAGAGAUGUUCUUCUUCUUGCUGAUAGUCAUUGACAUCCACUGAUAUCCACCCAUGCUGUAAUUUGGGAAGAAUAUUUACCUUGUCUUAACGGUGUGUUUAAGACUGACAACAAACAUCCGCAGAUACCUGAUGACAAACUGUUGUUGUUAGCAUACAGUGGAUUCUCUAUCCGUUUUUGUGAAGGUGUGUGGUGAGCUCAACAUGUGAAUGACCCAUGUCACUGUGGUCCAGGGAAACAGGAGAACUGGAAAGCAACAGCUCCCUCUGGUGGCCAAGCAUCAGUACUGACGAUCACGUGGACAGGAUAUAGCUUCCCCCACAGAUAUUCAACUAGGCUUCAUGGAAUGAGAGGAGUUUGUUUCACAUUUGUUUUUAUUGCAUGGGUCUGGCUCAAAUUAUCAGAAAUUACAACAACUAGCUGAAGAGUUUGUCUAGUGUCACCAUUAUUUGGCAAAUCCAUCAAAUGAACAAAUAGGCAAACUGUUUUACAUACUAUAUAUAAAUGUAUAUAUACACAUUUUACACACAGUAAAACUCAUUCCACCAUAUAUUCUCUUAACUUACUAUAGGUCUAUGCAUCAAAGUAUAAUACUUGACUAAUUCCAAAAACAUUUAGUACAUAGUCAUCUUUGUAGUACAAAGUUCUAGUCCUCCUUGACCAUGUUAACAAAUCCACAGAUGAUGUUAGGAUGAUAUCAUUGAAAUAAGAGGAUGUGUUGGACUUGACUUAAAAGUGAAUUGUCUUGUAUUUUACGUUCCAGCUUUUGAUUUUGCUGAACCGCUCUCCUCCUUCCCUCACUUCUCUACGUGACUCUUUUUUUCUUCUCGGUUUUUUUCCCCUUUUCUUCUUGACUCCUU